GCGCCGGAAGCAGCCAAGCGACGAGGCGUCGUAGCGUCGCCGGGUUUGGAGCAGCUGCCGCGGAGCCGCCGGACUGACUGUUGGACCCGCCCGCCCCGCCAUGGCCGAGAGCGACUGGGACACGGUGACGGUGCUGCGCAAGAAGGGCCCCACGGCCGCGCAGGCCAAGUCCAAGCAGGCCAUCUUAGCAGCUCAGAGACGAGGAGAAGAUGUGGAGACUUCCAAGAAAUGGGCUGCUGGCCAGAACAAACAGCAUUCAAUCACCAAGAACACUGCCAAGCUGGACCGGGAGACCGAGGAGCUGCACCAUGACCGGGUGACCCUGGAGGUGGGCAAGGUCAUCCAGCAGGGCCGGCAGAGCAAAGGGCUGACACAGAAGGACCUGGCAACGAAAAUCAACGAAAAGCCACAGGUCAUCGCAGACUACGAGAGUGGACGGGCCAUUCCUAAUAACCAGGUCCUGGGCAAAAUUGAGAGAGCCAUCGGCCUCAAGCUCCGGGGGAGAGACAUUGGGAAGCCGAUCGAGAAGGGGCCAAGGGCGAAAUGAAUACAGAGCCUCGAAAUCGGUGCGUUCCGGCCGAUCUCGUCUGGCUGGUUCCCUUUGACCACCAGCGCCAGUGCAGGCCUCCUCCAUGGCCGAGCGGAAACCGGGUAUCAGCCCUGCCCGGGAACCCCCUCUAUCUGAACCUGCUGUCAAACAAAACCUUGCAAAGUGUUUGCUUCUCCAGAUUGUUUUACCUCCCUACCCCCGAGCCUCAAUUUGGGGCACAGAACGCUGCUGUCCUCUCCCAGGGUGUCAGCCUAGCUGUGGGGGUGGCUCCUGAGGGAGCAGAGUAGGAGGGUACGGGGUGGGAUGGCCCAAUCCGGUCCACAGGGGAAAAGGUUCCGCCUCUGGUCCGGCUGUUGGAGAAGCUAAUAAACGUCCGCUGCCCUUCCUG
Molecule: messenger RNA, 938 nt
Organism: Hipposideros armiger (great roundleaf bat)
Lineage: Eukaryota; Metazoa; Chordata; Mammalia; Chiroptera; Hipposideridae
Gene: EDF1
Product: endothelial differentiation related factor 1
Exons: 5
Coding region: 101-547 (148 amino acids)
Cellular component (GO): nucleus
Molecular function (GO): DNA binding
Source: RefSeq, a predicted model, not a curated record